GUUGGCAACCUUCGUUUUGCUCCUCCUAAAGAAGCUAACUUAUGGACUGGGCAAUUUAACGCAACUCAGCGUUCAAACUCAUGCUGGCAAUACAUAUUCAGUGGUUUUGAUUUGGCCAAUCCUGCCGCACGAGUGUGGGUUAACAAUACGAAUAUGAGUGAAGAUUGUCUCUAUCUCAACGUGUGGGUGCCUGCAAAUAAAUCUGCCAAUGGGACUUUGCUAUCUGCGAAUAGGUCUAGCAAUGGGAAGUUGCGUUCUGCAAAUAGGCCUGCCAAUGGGACGCUGCUGCCUGUGAUGGUGUGGAUUUUCGGAGGAGGCUUCUUCAGUGGAACGUCCACACUCGACGUCUACGAUGGCAGGUUUCUUGCAGCUAAGGAGAACGUCAUCGUGGUAUCCAUGCAGUACCGUUUGGGACCGUUUGGUUUCCUGUACGUGGAUCCGGAGGUUCAAGGAAACAUGGGUCUUUGGGAUCAACACCUUGCCCUUCAGUGGGUUCAAAAGCACAUUGUGAAAUUCGGAGGUGAUCCGACGAAGGUGACGCUGUUUGGAGAGUCAGCUGGUGCGGCGAGUGUCACGUUGCAGUACCUCUCACCCGAGUCUCGUCCGCUCUUCCAGCGCAUGAUUAUUCAAAGUGCAAGCGCUCUCAACCGAUGGGCACUGUCGACGAAAUCGGUGGCUCACGAUGCAGGUCUUGCAUUCAUCAAGACAAGCGACUGUUUCGGGAGUGGAAGGAAUUUGAAGAAGGCAGUGGGAUGCCUCAGAAAGCUGCCAGCUGAGACCCUGUUUGACAGACUGUAUGAGCUGUCCAUAGCAUCAGCGGCUCGACGCGACAGUCGACUGGUAUCGCUUGUUCCCACACAAUGGCCAGCCAAAUUCCUCCCCUCUGCUGCUCAGUACUUCGAGGUCAUUAUGCGUCCCGUGCUUGAUGGUGAUUUCUUACCGGAUUGCCCAACAACCCUGCUCAAGUCCAUUCAGGAGGGCGAGGCGCCAGAGGCCCUGGUCGGCAACGUGGACAAGGAGGGCAUGUACUGGCUAUUGUACGGUCUCGGAAUAAGAGGCGUCGAUUUCCUCAGUGAUGAAGGCACCGUUACUCGCCCAACACUCGAUCAGCUGAAAGCAGCCGAAAUCGACUACUUCCAGCUAAUCCAGAUGCGGUUUAUGAGUGUGGGUCAUCUGGUUCCUGCAUUUUCAGCAAUGACAACAGCUCAAUAUGGGCUAAAUAGCCCUUUCGUUAAACGAAUCAUGAACCAUGACUUUGGUGUCCCCUUCAAUGCAAUUAGUAGCGAGGUGGACUUCCUCAACCGACUCGAUGAUUUGAGUGGAGAAAUGGACUUUGUGUGUGGCACUCAACUGUUUGCCAAACUACUUGCAGCCAUGAAGGGUGCGAAGGUGCAGUAUUACAACUUCAUGCACAAGACUGUGGGCAGUCAGUUUCCCGCGUGGGUGGGUGCGAUGCAUGGUUCCGAAAUCGAGUACGUAUUUGGCAUGCCGUUUUCGAGUGAAUUCCAAGCCAACUUCUACAAAUUUACAGAAGACGAAAAGAAUCUGAGUGCGAAAAUGAUGCGAUACUGGGCAAACUUUGCGCGAUCUGGAAAUGCAGCUAUCAAUCGUGACGGUACCGAAUUUGGUCCUUCCUGGCCAGAGUUUGAUGGGACAACUCAGAAGUACAUGGAAAUCGACUUGAAGCAACAGACAAUGAAGCACCACCUUCGAAAUAAGAGCUGCAACUUCUGGAACGACGACUUCCCCAGUAUCGCAAGGGCUUACGUUAGUGCGACGCAACCCGAUCGUUUAGGUGGAAGUAUGCGGCCGAAGAUUUGUCCUCACCUCGAAUUUGACCUCUACGAUGUGGAACCACUGGAAAACUUUGUGCAUGGAGGUGCGUCGUGUUCACUAUUAGAGGCCUGUCCAUUACAUGUCAAGUGUGCCGUUGAACGAACUGUUGGCAGACUCGUACCUGCCAUAGACACACUAGCUACGUGA
Mesocestoides corti is the source of this 1983-nucleotide messenger RNA. Lineage: Eukaryota; Metazoa; Platyhelminthes; Cestoda; Cyclophyllidea; Mesocestoididae. The record is from the annotation of a GenBank genome assembly.